CUAAUACAGAAUAGCAAAAUCUAAACUUGUUUCAACAGGCUGCCUAAGACAUGAAGACUUACUUUGCUUUUUUCAUUUUCUGUUUUCUUCUCCUGUUUGCAAACCUCAACCAUGCAACAAACGAAUGGAAAAGUGUAAUGAAGGAUCAACCUAUGCCAGAAGCAAUCAAAGCCCUUUUACAUCAAGAUCCAGCUUCAGGUUUGGAUUCUGAGAAAAUGAAGCACUUCGUCAAGGAUUUCGAUAGCAAACAUAGCUUUAUAAUAUACCACAGCAAUCCUGAGUACAAAGAAGAAGAUAAGACACAUGUCAAGGACUUGAAGAAUCAGAAACAACGUAAAUCUGAUAAAAAGAACUAGACAGAAAGCCUGAGUUAAUGGAGACUUUUCAGAUAAUUUGUAUGAUGCAUGUAGCUAGUAUUGUCCUUGCUUGUGAUAGUACUUAGAAAAAUGUGAUUUUAAAAUAAUGUAAUUUUAGCUUAAAAGGAACAUUAGAAUGGUUGAAAAUAAUGUAAUAAAUUUUCAUUUUUAUCUUAUUUUU
Molecule: messenger RNA, 537 nt
Organism: Durio zibethinus
Lineage: Eukaryota; Viridiplantae; Streptophyta; Magnoliopsida; Malvales; Malvaceae
Source: RefSeq, a predicted model, not a curated record